Messenger RNA from Rhizophagus irregularis DAOM 181602=DAOM 197198, 423 nucleotides. Lineage: Eukaryota; Fungi; Glomeromycota; Glomeromycetes; Glomerales; Glomeraceae. The record is from RefSeq and is a predicted model, not a curated record.
AUGUCUGAUCCUUUAUCCCAUAAUUUAUUUAAGGAAUAUCCGCCAACAGAAUUGCAUCAUCAAGGAGUUGAAUGUCUGAUUGCAUGUUAUGAGAAAGGAUUAGAGCGAAUUAAAGCAGUUUAUCGACAAGAAGUUCUAGAAAUAGAAUGCGGAAAUGCACGGGUAAGUGGAUCAAGCAACCAGGCGGAUAAUUUAGAAUCACCAUACAUACCUGAAAGCCAAAAUAAUCCGAUAAAAGUGCCAAAGAAAAAGCGUAGUAAACAAACAACUCCAGAAGAAGAAAAAAUACUUGAAGAGUUGUUGGUUUAUAAAGAAGAACUACCAGACUCGGCUAUUAAUGAGAUUCUUAGUAGGAUUGGAAUAAAGCUAAAGUUAAAGCAGCAUGGAGGUAUCGUAAAUCUAAAGUUAGUGAAUAAUAUAUAA